GGAUGAUACCUGCUAAAUGUGCAACAACAUUACGCAAACGAAAACAACAGUUGAUUUUAGUUUAUUUAUUUAUUAAAAAUGUCGCUGAUAGGCGCACUUGCCAGGCUAAGCCUGCAAAGUAAUGGAGGAGCUAUAACCACACGUUUGCUGCACACGACGUCUGUGCUGUGCGCGGAGCCGCUGAAGAAGAAGAAGAAGCUGGACCCGCAAAUCAUUAAACAGAGAGAAGACCGUAGAAAAAAGAAGAUAGAGAAACAAAUACGUAGGCUGGAGAAGAACGCCCGUCAGCUCAAGCCGGUGGAAGAGCUGGAGGUGCCGCUAGAAUUAAUUGAUGACAAAGCGAAACGGGAGCGUAAGCUAACGCCAUUGGGCACCGCAGAGGUGGAGCACCGUGCGCUCUUGAAAAAACAAUGGGCACGCUACAAACAUGAAGAAAAAGUGGCUGAUUUCCAAAUCAUUGACCGUCUGGUGCAGUCACAAAGUAAGGCGUUGCAAGAGCUGCGUCUUGAGUCUGAGGAGCUCUAUUUGGCGGCGAUAGAAGUAGACUUGCAAUUGCUGCCGGUUACAAUUAAGGGUCCUGUUGCAACUCCACCAAUAAAGACCUACGAAAGUCCUGAUGGCGAUUAUGUGCAUCAGACAAUGAAGUGGGAAGUCUAAUCUAAUCAAUUUGACAAAUUGUUACAAUAAAGAAUAUGUGAAUAUAUUAAAUGCCGUUAUAAAUGCUAUAAAAUAUAACUA
This is a messenger RNA of Drosophila busckii, 738 nucleotides long. RefSeq names its product 39S ribosomal protein L40, mitochondrial (gene mRpL40). The transcript is spliced from 3 exons. Gene Ontology annotation, cellular component: mitochondrial ribosome; mitochondrial large ribosomal subunit. The record is from RefSeq and is a predicted model, not a curated record. Lineage: Eukaryota; Metazoa; Arthropoda; Insecta; Diptera; Drosophilidae. The coding region runs from base 79 to 657 and encodes 192 amino acids.